AAGCCGUUUACGAUACUCGUACAGGGGGCGCUAAAACUAUUGUACUGGAUUUGCACAGAGAUGAAGAUGGUGGGAAGUUAUCAAAAUUGGUGAAGGUAGCAAGCCCAAUUCUGUAAAAUGGAUGUACUGGUUAGCUUGAAGCAUGACGGGAAGCUUAGUGACUAUGUGAACAAGGCCUAUGCGGCCAAACAUUUGUGUGAUGUCAAGGUUGUGACAGGAGACCAGUCCACGUUUUACACACAUCGACUUGUCCUGUCUGCUUUCUCGGAGUUCUUCCAGCGGAAAAUCAGUGGACAGCAAGAAUCCCACAACAUGGUGAUUCCCAUUGAUGUGGACUCAGCUGUGUUCAAAGUAUUGAUGGAGUUCAUGUACACAGGCCAACUAUCAGUCACCACUGCCGAGAGGAUUGCACUCUAUCACGCUUCAGUGAUUCUAGAAAUGGACACUGCACAGGAACUCUUACAACAAGCCUACAUCUCCAGUGAUUGGCAUGGAAUGAUGACUAAUAAGGUCACCAAAAGUUCAGAAGAUAACGACCUCGAUGUCAAGGUUACAGAGGAAACAGAUGUUAGGGUCACCAUAUCUGACAUUCAAGAAGAAAAAACAUUGGAUGGCGCUACAACGAGCAAUAUAUCAGAAUUAACUACUACAAAAAAGAAAAGAGGAAGAAAGAAGAAGAAAAUUGAAAAUGAUGUUGUAGAACCAUUGGAAGGACAACAAGAAUUUGGGGGUGAGGCAUUGAUUGGGGAGGUGGUCGAGGCAGGGGAUAACAGGAUGAUGACUAGAAAUCGUGGAAGGAGAAGACCUGUAGUCAGCAACAAGGCCAAACAAAGCAAAAAGACAGGAAAGAAGGAUUCCACGGAAAGAAAGAAGAGAGAGGUCAGAGUAAAGAGAAGAGAAAGCAUCCCCAAAGUUCAAAAGGUCAUGAAGAUCUGGGUUCCAAAGAACGCCAAUGUUAAAUGUGAGAUCUGUGGAAAAUUUCUGCACUCUUUCUCUGCACUGAAGAAACAUUUGGUCAUCAAACACCAACAUUUUGCUCUUGGGUUUUCCCAAAGCCGUGCCAUAAUCAGCAAUAUUAUAAAGGGGUCAGGAACAAUGCGUUAUUGUACAUUAAUUGACCGACCUAAAAAAUUCAUGUGCACUCUGUGUUCUUGCAGCUUCCGCUUCUACAGCCUAUUCUACAGACACGUUCAGGAAACUCAUAUGCAGCUUUUCCAAGGAGACAGGCAGGGGGACUUUCUGAAGGUUGUCAAACACAUCCAGAAUAUGAAAUCCACACUGAAAGAAAGGAAAAAAAGCAAACAGAAGCCAGAAGCAAAGAGGGGCAGGAGAAUAGUGGCUAAUAAGGUGUAUGAGAAGUGCUGUUUCUGUCACGCUGUUCUCUCCAAGGGAAGAAUCUAUGCCAAUCAUCUUAUCAAGAAGCAUUAUCUGAGUUUUGAGAAAGCCAAAGAAUUUACAGGCUAUCCUAAGUACCGUCUGCAGCAGAAGUGGGAGUGCCCAGACUGUAACUUGACAUUUGUUGGCAAUAAGGCUCUGAAGAGUCACUUUGAAGGUGUGCAUCAACUUGACGACAUCAAGUACCCUUGUCCUGACUGUGACAGUUCUUACUCUUCUCUAGGUACAAUAAAAUCUCACUUACGAUGGGUCCAUAAGAAAACCAUAGCCGAGGUUCACGAAGCGUUGAAGAAUUCUGUGGUGUGUGAAGUCGCUGGGUGUGACUACGCCACAGGGAACAUGAUGACAAUGAAGCUACACGUGGUGAAGGAACAUCCAGAAAUCAAGUACAGGUGCACUGAGUGUAACUUCACCUUCCACGUGAAGAAGACGCUCAAUCGUCACAUGAUCGUCAAACAUCUCCGACGCUCCGAGCACCUGAAGAAGCAAUGUGAGCAGUGUGGACGGAGAUUCAGCAAGAACUCCCAGCUUCACGUGCACCAGUUUAUCAAACAUGGCAUUUAUCACAAGGACAUGAAGUUGUUCCGCUGUGAACAUGGCGGCUGUAACAAAGUCUGCAUGUCAAGCUCCAGUCUCAAGUCCCAUACGAGGCGUCACUCAAAUGACAAAAAUUACGAAUGUCCAUACUGUUCCCUCAAACUUAAGACUGAUGUGACACUGAAAAAACAUAUCAACAAGAUGCACCUUUGGAUCCGGCCUCACCUGUGUCAGGUGUGCGGUCAGCGGUUUGGGGAGGAUUCUGAGCUUCAAUCCCAUAUCAAGAACCGUCACUCUGCAGACAAAGAGUUUCAGUGUGACCACUGUCCCUACGCCACUGCCAACAAAGCUACGUUCUACACUCAUUUAUUCAUGGUCCACAAAGUGAAAGCAAAAGAAGACACACGUAAAGAGUUUCGCUGCCCUCACUGUGAGUUCACCACUUUGCUCGGACACAGGUUCAAAACCCAUCUUAAUGGACACAAAAACAUCCGGCAAUAUUCCUGUAACAUGUGUGAUAAGAAGUUUAUCUCCAGCUCCACCUUGCGGGCCCACAAACAGUGGACGCAUUCAGAAAAGAAAUAUGACUGUCCUCACUGUGGUUAUCAAACGAAGACGUCCCAGAAACUAAACGAACACAUCAGGAUACAGCACCAGCUCAAGGGCUUCAAGCCCUACAGGUGUCCCUAUUGUACCUUUACGUGUGCCACAGGCGGCAACACCCGGAAACACAUCAAGCAGAAGCACAAGGACAUGGAGGUGCGAUAUAUCAGAGACGAUAGUCUGCUGGAGGCGGCUCGCCUCGCCCGCAGAUCCGGAAACACCAUGUCCCUUAAUUAUAUUUCUGUCCAGAAGGACAUGGUUCCAGACGCACCGCCAGGGUUCGAGCUUCAGGAAUUCCAGUUAGCUGCCCAGCAACAAGAGUCUGGUCACCAGGGUAACCACCAAAUGGAGCUAGGGUCGGCGCCCUCUGUGGUGGAGGUCAGUAAUCUCCACACCCUGACUAAUGUAGCGGUGCACUCCGACCCAAUUACCGACCCCAAUCCACACACCCACCAGGGGAACCUUGUGUCUCAGGAGGUCAUGGUCGGUAACGAGAGCAUUGUGGUUCAUAACCAUGGCAACAUCAUCACCUUGGGCAACGUUCAUCAGCUGACUGAGGCUGACACAGUUGGGUAUUCAGCAGCCAUUGUAAACGCCAUCAACCAGUCAAUCCAACACUUGUAGACGUUUGGCUCUGUGAAAUGAUUCUGCUUAAAGAACUAUAUAUGAUAUGAGUCAAAUUUGGCCCCCAUAAUUCGCUAUUUUUUAAGUGGUUCAGGUACAUUAAUUUGUUGUGUUAUUUUAUAAAAGAGUUGACAUAAAAUAUGUUUUUCACCUAUUUAUUUGAUUCAUAUUCACUCACUGGCAGUAUAUUGUCAGAGGUGACGCUAUUUUUAUAAUUCAAUCAAAAUCAGUCAAAAAUUAACAUUUUUCUUAUCGUUUUUCGAAUAGGAAAAAUAGAGCGACUCUUUGAACAAGAACAAACUUUUUUGUCACCUUUAAGUAUUGGAGAGAUACAUCUUUGGUGAAAAUAUUUCGUUUGUUCAAGCAGUCGCUCAAUGUUUCCUUAAAAAAAACUGCCUCAAAACAAAGCGUUUUAUGCUAAAAAUGAGAAAAUGGUGGGAAAAGGUAAACUUUAUGAUGUCCUAUUUUUAAAUUGUAAGCAGUAAAAUCAAAAUGAAACUUACGAAAACACUUCAAAUGUAUAUUUGUACAAAUAAAACAAAGAAUUACAGUAAAAUGAGAAUGUUCAUUUAAGGGGGUCAUUUUAGGCUCAAACCAUAUAUAGUCCUUUGGGGGAAUUAUUUAGUUCUGUUAAUUGAAUUUGUUUUGUGAUUCGUUUUAUGGUAGUUUUUUGACUCUCUCCUUUACUGAUAUACAUGUAAUAUUGAUGUCCCAUUUCAUGAAUGCAUGACAUACGUACCUGUAUAUUAUUAGUACACUGUACAUGUACCGGUACAUCAUAAAGGUAGAUACAUGUACUGAUUUAUUAUUAGUAUGCUUUGAUAUCUAUUUAAAAUGGUAACAAAAUGUUCUCAUCAUUUUUAUGUUCAUUAUAACAAUUUUAUUAUAUUUGUUGACAGUAGAUUUAUAAAUUUAUUGAGAUGAUGUUAAGGAUGUUAUUUUGUGCUAAUAAUUUUUUGUGCCAUUUUUUUUAGAGUUGUUUGUUAAACUUCAAUAGCAAUUGCAACUUCUUAGGCCUUUCCAGCAGGCUCGGGAAAAACACUUCGAAUGUAUUACUUAAAUUAGAUUAAAUUAAACCCCCCCCCCCCCCCCUUUUUACAAAACAUAAAUACUACACACUUUACGGUCGAUGAAGAUUUGGGCCAGCCUUAAUUAAAGUCAAUGAUAUACACUCGAAUAUACCACAGAAACCACAUACAAAGCUGUGUAGCCAAUAUUUAUUUUCAUGGCAAGCGACUCCAUUUUGUAUAAGAUUCUAACAUCCGGUAAUGUAAAUACAUCCACGGUGUUUUUCCGAGCUCUGCUGCAAAGGCCGGAGAAGUUGCGAUGCUUCAGUAGCUCAGCUUUUAUCCAUCUCUCAGUACGCAUGUACUAAUUGUACAUGUAUUUAUACCACUCUAGGACCUGCCUCAUGAAAUGUUAUAUAUCUGUUCAGAAUUAUAUGCUGUAUUUGAUUUGAUAAUAUAAAAAUACUAUGGUACUAAUGAACUGCUGUAAGUAUAACAUAAAAUUAGUGACUAUUUUAUCACUUUAUUAUUUUGGAUGAUAUUGUUGUCAGUUAAAGGUUUUUUUGCUCAGCUGAGUGAGCUAUUCUGAUCACAUUUUGUCUGUCAUCGUCUGUCUGUCCAUCUGUCUGUAAACUUUUCACAUUUUCAACAUCUUCUCAAGAACCACUGGGCCAAUUUCAACCAAACUUGGCACAAAGCAUUCUUAGCCUAAGGUGAUUCAAAGUUGUGAAAAUUGAGGACCACGCCAUUUUGCAAAGGGAGAUAAUUAGGAAUUUAUAAAAAAUUUUGAGAAAUUUUUAAAAAUCUUCUUCUCAUGAACCAUAAGACCAGGAAAGCUAAAACAUGUGUGAAAGCAUCCUCAGGUAGUGUAGAUUCAAAGUUGUGAAAAUCAUGACCCCCAGGGGUAGGGUGGGGCCACAAUAGGGGGUCAAAGUUAACAGAUGAAUAUAUAGAGUAAAUCUUUUAAAAAUCUACUUCUCAGAAACUAAUCAGCCAGAUGAUUCUUUAUAAUUGUUAAAACUUUGGCCCCAGGACAAUUCUUUAGCCUCACAAGAAGGUUCAGAGUUUGAUGUAGGUUUAUUUCCCAUAUAUUAACUAUUGUUAAGGAUCUUUUUGAGAACUGCAAUACUCAACAUAUGCUAUGACUAUAAAAUCAUCCUGUUAGUAAAGGGACUAAUGAUUAUAAACAUAAGAAUACCCAGGGGGAAAAUGGAUUUUAUUUAUACAGGAUCUACAUGUAUUAUUGUACAUUGUCCAGAUAGUUUGUAUUAUGACUCCAUUAAGCUGAUUUUAUCAUACCUAUUGUUCCUCGGGUGAGCGAUGUGGCCCAUGGGCCUCUUUUUUUUUAUGAAAUCUAGACCCGCAUGAUUGAUGAAUCAUUUGACAAUAUCAAAUGCUGUUAGAGAAAACAUUACAAUGUAUUAAAAUGUUAUGAAAUCCCUC
Magallana angulata is the source of this 5609-nucleotide messenger RNA. RefSeq names its product zinc finger protein 99-like. The transcript has 6 exons. Gene Ontology annotation, biological process: regulation of transcription by RNA polymerase II. The record is from RefSeq and is a predicted model, not a curated record. Gene Ontology annotation, molecular function: RNA polymerase II cis-regulatory region sequence-specific DNA binding; protein binding; DNA-binding transcription factor activity. NCBI's taxonomy places the organism in Eukaryota, Metazoa, Mollusca, Bivalvia, Ostreida, Ostreidae. The coding region runs from base 118 to 3159 and encodes 1013 amino acids.